This is a messenger RNA of Conger conger (European conger), 1755 nucleotides long. Its product is annotated as coagulation factor VII-like. NCBI's taxonomy places the organism in Eukaryota, Metazoa, Chordata, Actinopteri, Anguilliformes, Congridae. Gene Ontology annotation, biological process: proteolysis; blood coagulation. Gene Ontology annotation, molecular function: calcium ion binding; serine-type endopeptidase activity. Gene Ontology annotation, cellular component: extracellular region. The record is from RefSeq and is a predicted model, not a curated record. Bases 71 to 1456 code for a protein of 461 amino acids. The transcript has 8 exons.
CGUGGGCGGUCCGGACGAACAGUGCCAAUUAAACAUGUAGAGAUUUCAAACCGAAGCUCAUUCCAUCACGAUGUUGCGGGCUUCACUCUUGGUGACUCUGGCAUUUUCUUUCAGCGCAUCAGCCUCAGUGUUCGUGCGCAAGGAUGACGCGCACGGCGUGCUGCAGCGCUCCAGGCGCGGUAACUCGGGCUACCUGGAGGAGUUCAAACAGGGGAACCUGGAGCGCGAGUGCGUGGAGGAGAUCUGCGAUUACGAGGAGGCCCGGGAGGUGUUUGAGGACGACGCGAAAACUAGGCAAUUCUGGAUUACAUACAAUCGUCGUGACCCAUGCCUGACGAAUCCCUGCCAGAACAAUGGCACCUGCAUUUACAUGGAGAACUCCUACCAGUGCCUGUGCCCUGAAGGCUUUGAGGGGAAGUACUGCCAAGAAGCGUUCGAGGACUCUCUGAAGUGUCUGUACCUGAACGGUGGGUGUGAGCAGUUCUGCGAUGGCAGCGGGCCCCGCCGCAGGUGUGCGUGUGCGGAGGGCUACGCCCUCGGAGACAACGCCAAGGACUGCAUCGCCCAAGUGCAGUAUCCGUGUGGUAAGAUCCCUGUGCUGAACCAAACGGUCCAAACAGAUGUCCGAAUUGUGGGUGGAAACGAAUGUCCAAUUGGUCACUGUCCCUGGCAGGUUCUCUUGGAGCACAAUGGGGAGAAUCUAUGCGGAGGGGUCAUAGUUCGCCCAGACUGGGUCAUCACCGCCGCCCACUGUGUGCACAAGAGAGACAGCACUGGCAUGAUAGUGGUUGCAGGGGACUCUGACCUGAGAGGGCAGGGCGGGACCGGGCAGCGGGUCCCUGUUGCCGAGGCGAUGGCUCACGAGCGGUAUGACGCGGUGUCGGGCGACAGCGACCUGGCUCUGCUGCGUCUGCGGAGGCCGCUGGUUUUCUCGCGGCUGGUGGCGCCCGUGUGCCUGCCCGAGCUCCAGUUCUCCCGGCGCGAGCUCUCGGCCGUGCGCUUCUCCACGCUCAGCGGCUGGGGCGGGGCCACGGCGGGGGGGAACGCCCCGCCCCCCGGCCACGCCCGCCCGCUCUCGCCCGUCCUGCGGAGGCUGGAGGUUCCGCUGAUCCCCGCGGCGGAGUGCGGGCCCAGCAGCGGGGUGAACCUCACGCAGAGCAUGUUCUGCGCCGGGUACAUCCACGGGCCGCAGCCCUCCUGCCACGGGGACGAUGGGAGCCCGCUGGUCACCACCUACCGCCACACCGCCUUCCUCACGGGCGUGGUGGGCUGGGGCCGCGGCUGCCAGGCGCCCGGCUACUACGCCAUCUUCACCCGGGUCCACCACUUCCUGCCCUGGCUGCAGGACACCAUGAGCGCCCCCCCCAAACCACAGGCUCCCAACACCCAAACCCCCGCCACUCAACCCCGCCCCGCAGGCCCGCCCAGAGAUCCCACCCAGAGACCCCACCACUGAACCCCAGCCCAAGCCAGAGGUGGCGCCAGUGCUAGAGCAGAAACACGUGUGACUGUGUGCCAUACACACACACUAUCUGUACACACACACACACACACACACACUAUCUGUACACACACACACACACACAGACACACACUAUCUGUACACACACUAUAUCUGCACACACACACUUUUAAAAACACACACAAACAUACAUACACACAAACACACACACAACAAAAACUGUUAUAUUUGAAGAGCAUCUGUUUUUUAUAAUACGAACAUGUGUAAUAAAACUUUAUUUGGGCCACCAGUGA